GCGUGGAGAGAGCGAAAUGAGUCCCGAUUCCGUUCCUGUGUCUCCUGGUGAGCCUGACCCGCUGCCCCAGUUAAAAAGGCCUACAGGGGUUGCCGACAUUAGGGAGGAUAGCAAUGUAGGACCUGAUUCCGCAGAUCCAGGUACAUCUACUAUUGACAAUGUAUCUUUUAGAUGGUAUACAAAAGAAUUUGUGCAUCCUCUAAUCAUCUCUGUACAUCUUGCUUCUUCAGAUAACUUGCAGGAGGCAUACGUGGAUUUUGGGAAUAAAGAGGCUAACGCAUCCAUAAGGGAUUUCUCUAUUGAUGAUUUUGACGAGGAAGGCUUGAUCGCGGAGACUCCUACACUCCACUUCAUGUAUAGCUCUCCUCAAUUUGAUGGCCAGUUACCCGGAGAUAUAUUUUCCGAGCCUACGUUCGAUAAGAAUCUUGAGGAUGAUUCUUUCGAAGGAGUUUUUGUUGAGAAUGACCCUGUUGAGCCGGCUAUGGGACCAACUACACCAGUUGAUACACCCCCAGCCGUUACACCUCCACCACCCCCAGUGACUCAAGAGGGUAUGAAUACUAUUUAUUUACUCUUCAAGGUCUUUUUCUGACGGUUUUAUCUU
Messenger RNA from Asparagus officinalis (garden asparagus), 604 nucleotides. RefSeq lists its product as uncharacterized. The transcript is spliced from 3 exons. The coding region runs from base 17 to 592 and encodes 191 amino acids. Lineage: Eukaryota; Viridiplantae; Streptophyta; Magnoliopsida; Asparagales; Asparagaceae. The record is from RefSeq and is a predicted model, not a curated record.